Molecule: messenger RNA, 1989 nt
Organism: Sporothrix brasiliensis 5110
Lineage: Eukaryota; Fungi; Ascomycota; Sordariomycetes; Ophiostomatales; Ophiostomataceae
Exons: 1
Coding region: 1-1989 (662 amino acids)
Source: RefSeq, a predicted model, not a curated record
AUGGAUUCCAUACUCUACUUCUUCCGCAACCAGCGCGUCCUGCCGUCGGUGGAGUCUAACGAUCCGCCGGCGACAAAGAAGGCGGCGGCAACGGCGGCAGGAAAUUCGGCGGCCGGCUCGCCGACUUCUUCCUCCUCGUCCCCAUCGGCAGCAUCCGCGGCGUCGCUGGCCGUAUCUGGCAUGUCGGACACUCCGUCCCCACCCCAGCGACUCUUGGACGAUGACCGCACACCAACCACAAAGCGAAAGGGGGCGCCUUUGGAGAGUGGCCGCACAGCGGCCGUUGUCGCAAAACGGUGGAAGGCGCUCAACAAGGAGAUGGAUAGGGCCACCUCCGAUCAGUUCGCCGCACGCAUCAUCCGCCAACCUGUGUCCAUUUCGGCAAAGUUGAACGGGGCUAAGAGCACCGACUCCAGCACCAAUGCCGGUGCUGAUGGAAGCUGGGCAGGCCGGUUUAACCCACUGCACCUGGUCCACUCGGUCAAGGUGAAGGAGGAAGAUAUGGGAGACGAGGCACGUCUGGCUAGGAAUCUGAGCGGCCUGCACGACAUUCCUGCGGCGAGCACACACGACAACGAACAUGACACCGUCCAAGACCAUGGCAGGAUUGUUGUGGCUAGAAGCGAAUACGACCUGCGCCUCGAGGGAGAGCAGGAGAUGCGCGAUACAGAGGUUCCAGACAGCCAGGAAAUCACAGAAAGCGAGGCCGGUGUCGAGGCACUUAUGCGGGAUGCAGAAGACGACGAUGCCCAUGGGGACGGCGACAACGAAGAGGACACGGAAGAGGAUGAGGACGACAGCGGGUGGUAUGAUCCUGCCCUGAGCGCCAACACCUACCCGAAUCCCGGCCUUCCACAGCAAGUGCAGUCCUUCACUGGCAGCUUAGACCGAAGCGGCACCGGCCAGCCUGCUGCCGACACCGACGACUACGAUUCGGACGAUCUGGAAGACGAGGACGAGGACGAGGACGACGGCGUCGACGAAAACUGGGACUGGCUCUUCGAAGCCGAGCCAACGGACGCCAACAGCAACGGUGCCGUGCCUGCCGAAAGCGACUACUACUGGUCAGUUGAUGCUGAUGAGCGGACGGCCUACGAGCAAGGCGUGGCUGCUAUUGACGGCUACGACACCGGAUGGACGGCAGACGAGAAGCGCCUUCACCGGCUGCUCUCGCUUCGUGGCUUCCACCCGCUGCUGCCGGCUACCUGGACACGCGACUUUUUGGGUGUGCCCGUGUACCCGUCCCUGUUUGCAACCGCGGACGGUGAUGCCCCCGAGCCGACCCGCCCGGUGGCCAUCAACAACUUCGGCAGCCAGUUUCACGCCACCAAGGCACUGCGUGCGUUGUUCGACCUCCAGUCGCGGGUUAGUGGCCUGCGGCAGACGGGCCACAACACGGCGCGCAUUGGCGCCAUCAUUGAGCGCGAGCUGCGGCGGUACAUUGCCUGGGCCGCCGCCGACGCCGGACUCGACCGCUGCGGGCCCCUCGCGGCCAUGCCCAACAUUGCGGCCAAGCAGUUCCGCGUGGGCCGCCCAGAGCGCUCGCCCAACAAGAAGGGCAAGAAGACCAAGAAGCGCAGCAUCGCGCGCCAGGUGCAGGACUUUUUUGGCGACUGGGUGGCGCGGUACCGGGCCUACUAUGCGGGCCUGCCCGCGUUUGAUGUGGACGAAGCAGAAGGCGAGACGCAUGGUGCUGGUGCUGGUGCUGGUGGUAAGCGCCGCCUCCGUCCGCCGCGGCUGCUGUACGGGUUCGUGGUUGUGCAGCACGCGGUCAUGUUGCUCGUUGUGGACGCGGCGGGCAACCGCAGCAGCCGGCACCCGCGGCCGCGCUGUCUCGCGGAUUUCAACCUGUCGCUCGGCGACCGGUGGCUGGAUGCGAGCCUCAGCGUCGCCAUCCCCGUGCACGUGGCGCGGGCGGCGCAGAUGCGGUGCCGGCGCGGCUUGAAGCUGCCGACGGCGGCUGUUGACGAUGCGGACGACGAUGCAUAG